CAAACAAACAGAAACGACCACGUAAGAGUGGUUUGGAUCACUAGACUCGCGAAUCGUCAUCUUCUUCAUCGAUCGAUAUCGUCAUCUCUUCGUCAUGUUUUGUCCUGGAAAAGUUCAAACCUUUUUGGCAAAUCAGACAAAACCCAACAAUUCAUUAAACAAUGUCCAAAACUUGUAAAUUUCUCAGCCUCAGAUCUAAUCCUCUGCCUCCGUUUGGACCGUUUCUCUCCUCCGCCGGAAAUUACCGUUUCCUCCGAGCUUCCUCUGCUCUCAGUCUCCUGACGACUGCUUCGAAACCUUUCCACCGUUGGAUCCGCGCUUCUUCACGUCGCCGGUUAGUUCUCGGUGGUUUUGGCGGUGCUUCGUUGUGGAUGAUGAACAACAACAACAACAUGUCCGGUAGUUUUGGCGGUAAAUCUUUCAUUGCUUCCGCGAGGCAGACGAAUCCUUCUCCCGUCGAACAGGCGUUGAAUAAGGUGGAUUGGCCCGAUACUUUCCCAUUCAAAGAAGAAGAUUUCCAACGAUACGAUGAGUCGUCUGAUUCAACGUUCUAUGAAGCUCCAAGGUUUGUGACACACAUUGAUGAUCCAGCCAUAGCUGCAUUGACAAAGUAUUACUCAAAGGUUUUGCCUCAGAACGAAACUCCUGGAGUGAGCAUACUCGAUAUGUGUAGCAGUUGGGUAUGUAUAAAUUGUGUUUACUUUUUUAAAUCGUGUUUACUUUUUUAAGUAUGAUUUUAUUUUCAUUAGUUUA
This is a messenger RNA of Camelina sativa (false flax), 753 nucleotides long. Lineage: Eukaryota; Viridiplantae; Streptophyta; Magnoliopsida; Brassicales; Brassicaceae. The record is from RefSeq and is a predicted model, not a curated record.